This is a messenger RNA of Camelina sativa (false flax), 777 nucleotides long. NCBI's taxonomy places the organism in Eukaryota, Viridiplantae, Streptophyta, Magnoliopsida, Brassicales, Brassicaceae. The record is from RefSeq and is a predicted model, not a curated record.
UUAGGGUUUGGAAAAUGAUGAACUUACGCCGAAUUGCAGCAGGAGAAGGUUCUCUUCAUCUCUGGAAGAGAGGUAUGAAGAUGGCACGAAUGGCUCAUUCUUCCUUUUCGUCUGCUUCUUCUUCUUAGAGAAACGCAAACCGGCGGAUGCGGAUCGAGGGAGCUUUUUCUCCUGAGAAGAGAAUAGUAUUUUGGAGAAGCUGCGGUCACUUAUGGGUGAGACCGUAGACUUCAUCAUGAGGGAGGAAGAGAAGAAGGGUGCUGUGUCCUUCACUCAUGCGGAUCUCAUCACCACGGCCGAGCAGCUUGACAAGGAAGGCAAACAUGACUAUGCCUUCGAGAUCUUGGAGUGGAUGGAUAGAAAGAAGAUGAGUUUUUCUCCGAAGGAGCUUCAACUUUUUGUUGGUAUUAUUGCCAAGACUAAAGGCUUAGAUGCUGCUGAAGCCUACUUCAAGAAAGUAGACCCAAACUUCAAGUAGGGGGAUCCUGCUCGUUCCAAGAAUUAUCCAGCUUUCGCGAGACUCUCGUUAUUUUGAACCGUGAGUUUGAAUUUCAAAAUGGGGUAAGGCGAGCUGUUCUUCAGUAUCGCAAUGGCGUUGAGCUGGAUGAGUGUUAGUUAAACUAUUAGUUUGUUUGGUUGGUUGGUUGGCUUUCAUAUGUACUCCUCCUCUUUUCCUUCUUUUAAUCUCUUGUCAUCAUCUUCUUCAUGCCUCUGUGUAUCUCUUCUUAACUGGAUGUGACCAUCUUUAUGAAUAAUAAUAGACCACUCUAGCUACUA